Molecule: messenger RNA, 2618 nt
Organism: Meriones unguiculatus (Mongolian gerbil)
Lineage: Eukaryota; Metazoa; Chordata; Mammalia; Rodentia; Muridae
Gene: Mief2
Product: mitochondrial elongation factor 2
Exons: 4
Coding region: 210-1586 (458 amino acids)
Biological process (GO): mitochondrion organization; positive regulation of mitochondrial fission
Cellular component (GO): mitochondrial outer membrane
Source: RefSeq, a predicted model, not a curated record
GCUGAGCUGCGCAGUUUCGAGCACGUGUGCGCGGGAGUUGUGCGCUCGGAUUGGAGCGGGGGCCUGCUUAUCCGGCGUGCCUUUCGGGUCGCUAGCGGCCCUGGGCCUUGGCGUUCGGUUCCCGGGGCUUGCACGUUCCAUUCCUAGGCGGGUCCUGGGCCUCCCGGGUCCUACUCGCUGCGUCCCGGGUUCGAUGCGCUGACGCCCCGAUGCAGGUGACCAUGGCGGAGUUCUCCCAGAAGCAGAGGAAGCAGCAUGGCGGCGAGGGCCUGGGCAAUGUGGUGGACUUCCUCCUGGCCAACGCUCGUUUGGUGCUAGGUGUUGGCGGGGCUGCAGUGCUGGGCAUUGCUACCCUGGCUGUGAAGCGGCUCAUUGACAGGGCCACCAGCCCCCGGGAUGAGGAUGAUACCAAGGGGGACAGCUGGAAGGAGCUGAGCCUGCUGAGAGCCACGUCACUCCACAAGCCGCAGCCCUCCCCUGCUGCAGUCAGCCAGCCCAUCUCUCCUGUGACCCCCGCACCCCGUACUCCAGUGGGGCCCACACCCACUCAUUCCCAGACGACACCUAAGCUCAGCUCCCUAGCACCCUUGUGCCUGACGUUCCAGGAGAAGCUGCUGGCGUUUGAGCGCAACCACGUGAUUAUCCCAGAAGGCCAUGUGACUUUGGUGAAACAGCUGACUGGAGACAUUGCCUUGGAGCUGCAGGCCUACCUGAAGAGCAAGUUCCCAGAGCUGCCCUUUGGUGCGCUUGUGCCCGGUGGGCCUCUCUACGAGGGGCUACAGGCAGGGGCGGCUGAGCAGGUGCGCCUUCUAGCGCCCCUGGAGUUGGAGCCAGGGCUGUGGAGCCUGGUACCUGGCGCGGACACUGUGGCCGGGGAACCUCGUUGCUGGGCUGUGCGCAGGACCCAGCUUGAGUUCCAUCCCCGUGGGCGCAGCCCCUGGGACCGCUUCCUGGUGGGCGGGUACCUUUCCUCCCGAGUCUUGCUGGAGCUGCUUCGGAAGGCCCUGGCAGCCUCCGUCAACUGGCCGGCCAUUGGCAGCCUGCUCGGGUGUCUGAUCCGGCCCAGUGUGGCUUCGGAGGAGCUGCUGCUGGAAGUUCAGCAUGAGCGCCUGGAGUUCACUUUAGCUGUGCUCAUGGUGGUCCCUGGGGCCAGCACCGAUGACCGCCUUCUGCUGGCGUGGCCCCUGGAGGGGCUGGCCAGCAACCUCUGGUUGCAGGACCUCUACCCGGUAGAGGCUGCCCACUUGCGGGCCCUGGAUGACCGGGAUGCUGGGACUCGCCGGAGGCUGUUGCUUCUGCUGCGUGCCGUGUGCCGUGGCCGUCCAGCUCUGGUGCGGCUGGGCUGGAGCCACCUGACUCAGGUGGUUCUGCAUCUGGGUGAGGAGGAAGUGGCCUGGACGGAGGAGGCCUUGGGGGAACGCUUUCUGCAAGCCCUGGAGUUUCUGGUGGGCAGCUUGGAGCAGGCUAGCCUGCCCUGCCACUUCAACCCCAGCGUGAACCUCUUGGACGGCUUUCGCGAAGAGGAGAUCGAUGACAUCGGCUAUGCGCUGUACAGUGGUCUCCAGUUCCCUGAGAGCCUACUCUAAGUGAACGAGGACUGUGAUUGGCGUGUUUUCUGAUGCUGGAGAGUAGCAGCCACUUCCCUCCCUGGACGCUGCAGAAUGGGGUUUGCUUUAUUAUAGCCAGAAUGGAAGGGAGUAUACAUUGCCCAAGCCCACAGGUGGGCAAGUGCCUGGGUGCUGGGGACCAGGAUUCCCAAACCCAGAGAGUCUGGGUUGCUGUCACCUAAAUGUGGCUGGCCUGCCCUGGCUGACAGCUUUCCAUGCCAGCCACACAGAUGGCCCUUCCCCCUCUGGGGUUAACUUAGGACCUUGGGCUCAGGCAACCAUCACCAGCAAUGAACUCACCAAGAACGAGGUGUGGCUUUUGAUUUCCUAGGUUUCCCCUAGGCAGAGGAUGUUGCCAACAUUUUUCCAAGAAGGAAGCUUAACGUUGGUUGGGUAGCAGCUCCAUGUAUCCUGGAGGCACCCAAGGCUGGUCAUCAAGUCUGGUGUUUGUUACUCUGUGGGGUGGGGGUCUCCUGGUGCCCUGGAGGAUAUCUUCUCAACUGUUGAUGGAUGGUGGUUCCCUGAAGGUUGUGCAUCUGUUUUUCUGGUUGAGUCCUUGGGCCUUGAAGUGGAAGUUGACUCCUUUGCUACCUGCCUUAUACCCCAGGGAAGAAUGAUCUUGUUCCCUCCUGCUUGGUUGGUUUUCUCUCUAGGCCAUGACUUACCUCUGGGGGAGCUCCUUCCUCACUGGGGAGCCGAGCUCUUUGCUGCCUAUGCAAGGCUGCUCCAGGACCUCACUGCAGGGUAGGGGACACAGCCCCUCCCAGAGGCCUGUGUGUAGCCCUGGCCUCUGUAGCGUGCCAAAAUCUUCAUGAUAAAUGUCUGUAUCCUUACCUUGCACCCUGAGCAAGGUGGCAUGGCUGGAGGAGGCAGACUAUCUCCUCUGUCUGGGGGAGCCUUUCUAUUUUAGAUACCAUCUCCUUACACACACACACACACACACACACACACACACACACCCCGAAACACAGCUCUGCCUUGAAGAGUGUGAAUAAAAGGAGAAAAAAUGUG